Molecule: messenger RNA, 249 nt
Organism: Protopolystoma xenopodis
Lineage: Eukaryota; Metazoa; Platyhelminthes; Monogenea; Polystomatidea; Polystomatidae
Source: the annotation of a GenBank genome assembly
GUCAUCACACGUAUCGAAGACCUUUCCUAUCGGAAAGAAAAUGUGCCUGUGCAGUGUGUUAACAGCGUGGAUGGCGAAGUGCCUGGCUAUAUUGACUAUACACCGCGGCGUCAGCCGGCUGGAAUCGUUCCAUUAGAUCAGACAACUGCUGAGACUGGUUUCCUUGUUUGUUGCGAUUGCACGGACAACUGCAGAGAUCGUAGUAAAUGUGCAUGCCAGCAGCUAACCGCAGAAAUUAAGUUUUCCUGA